AUGUCCGGCGCGCUGUCCAAGAUAUCCAAAAAGUACAACAAGAAGGAGAUCUUCGCCCUCAAGGCGGUGUUCGACGAGGCUGACGCCGACGGCAGCGGGGAGAUCGAUUCGUCCGAGCUGCGAAGGGCUCUGAGCAAGAGCUCGCUCAGCGCCGCGGCGGUGGACAUGUUCAAGGCGCUGGACAAGGACGGGAGCAAGCGCAUCGGCUUCGACGAGUAUCUCAAGGCGUACUACAAGUUCGCAUCGCCGGCGGAGAUCAAGGAGCUCAUGCUGUGGGUGUACCCGCCCAAGGAGGAGGAGGUGGUCGAGCAGCGCAAGCUGAGCGACGCGCAAAAGGCGGAGAUCAAGUCCAUAUUCGUCCUCUACGACGCAAACAACAACGGCUUACUGGAGAAGAAGGAGCUGUUCGAGGCGCUCACCGCGAGCGGGUACGACGACGAGGAGAUCGAGGAGAUGUUCGAGGAGUACGACCAAGACGGGUCGCACGCCAUAGACUUCGACGAGUUCUGCGCGAUGCUCGAGUCCUCCUACCUCGACUCGUGA
Micromonas commoda is the source of this 543-nucleotide messenger RNA. RefSeq lists its product with no specific name. The coding region runs from base 1 to 543 and encodes 180 amino acids. NCBI's taxonomy places the organism in Eukaryota, Viridiplantae, Chlorophyta, Mamiellophyceae, Mamiellales, Mamiellaceae. The record is from RefSeq and is a predicted model, not a curated record. The transcript has 2 exons. Gene Ontology annotation, molecular function: calcium ion binding.